Salarias fasciatus (jewelled blenny) is the source of this 1284-nucleotide messenger RNA. RefSeq names its product ribonuclease T2, like (gene rnaset2l). The transcript is spliced from 9 exons. The record is from RefSeq and is a predicted model, not a curated record. Gene Ontology annotation, molecular function: RNA binding; ribonuclease T2 activity. NCBI's taxonomy places the organism in Eukaryota, Metazoa, Chordata, Actinopteri, Blenniiformes, Blenniidae. Bases 123 to 956 code for a protein of 277 amino acids. Gene Ontology annotation, cellular component: extracellular region. Gene Ontology annotation, biological process: RNA catabolic process.
GAAGUGAAAGGAAGCUUUUCUCAGUCUUCACCUGCUGAGACUCAGAGCAGAUCCAGACCGGACCGAAUCCACACCGAGACGCUUCGCUCGCCGUCCCUCCGUCAGAGGACCACCUGAGUGUGAUGGAGAUGCGCUGCUCCCUGCUGGUCGUGGUGAGCACUGCACUGCUGCUCCUGAGGCUAUCCGUCGUCAUGGUGACGGCCGGAGGAGCCAGGGAGGCGGACCAACAUGGCCGCCGGGGCUCGGCGCUGCAGGACGAGAAGACCUUCUGCUCCUGGAGGUGUUUGAUGUUCACCCUGCAGUGGCCCGGAGGCUUCUGCCUGUCUCUGAACAACCAGUCGCUGUGCAGAAUCCCACCGAGUGUCAACGGCUGGACCAUCCACGGACUGUGGCCUCAGACGCAGAGCUGCUGCAGGUGUUGGCCCAUGUUCCCCUCAGACGUCCAGGAGUUGGAGGAGGAGCUGAGUGAAGAAUGGCCGUCGCUCCUGAAGAGCAGGACCAGCUUCACCUUCUGGAGGGAGGAGUGGCAGAAGCACGGCUCGACGGCGGCGUGCGUCGAAGGACUGAACUCUCCUCUCAGAUACUUCCAGAUCUGCCUGAAGCUGCGAGCUCAGCUGGACAUCCAGAGAUUCCUGGAGGACGCCGGCAUCACCCCAUCCUGCGAUCAACCCUACCAGGUUGAGGACGUGCGCCGAGUCCUGGCGCCUCAUCUGGGAGACCAUCCGGAGAUCCAGUGCAUCACAGACGAGCAGGGCCGACAGGUGUGGUUCCAGGUGAAGAUCCCGCUGUCCCGCAACCUCACCGUGGGCUGCGACUCCCACGCUGAGGCAGGAGGAGGCUUCUGGGAGAAGUCUGCUCUGGAUUCGUCCACGUCUCCCGGACAUCCGUGUCCCUCAAAGGAACCCUUCUACUACGUCCCCAUCGAGCACCAGCAGCCAUUCCGGCCCUGCGGCUAAAAGCAACCGUCACCAAGAGACGCCGGACGCUUCGGCCCGAUCCAAGACUUACAUUUCAAACGUCUACACUCCUGUUUAAGGAGUAUUUACCUGUGAUCUGAUUCUUCAAUAAAAUACAUUUUAAGUUCAUCAGAGAUAAAGCACAAGGGUCCCAAGACAGAUCCCUGAGGGACACGUCUCCAAGUCACUGUUCCUGAAUAUUCAGAAUUUUACACCACUUAUUUGACAAAUCUUUGUUUUAUUCCCAAUUUAUAGAUGUUUAUGCUCUUCAGUGGGAGUCUGCUGUGGUUCUUUCUUUAUUGUCAUUAAACCGAAGCUCUGCCUAGAC